AUGUUAACAAUUCAGUAUUUAAUUUUUUUAAUAAUUCUUCAACUAUCAGAUUUAUUUGUUCUUCUUGAUAUUCCAACAACAACAACAAAAUCUAAUAAUGUAGUCAAAUAUAAUGGAGAUAAACCAUCAUUUCGUUCAACAAAUUCAUAUUAUACAUUAUUUAAUUCAAGUUCAUCAUCAUUAAUUGAUUAUAUGAAAACAUUAUAUGAACAAGAAAAACGAAAUGACAAACAGUUCAAUUAUAAUCUUAUACGAGCUCUUGCGCCACGUAUAGUUGAAAUUGAUAAUGUGACAAUGUAUGUAUUUGAUUUAAAUGUAAUUCGUCGUACAGAAAAUCUUUAUGCUGUUUCAUUACAUUUUUAUAAACGUCGAACACGUUGGCCAAUAUCAUAUUCAUUAAAUGAAAUCUAUUCAUCACAUCGACUUUCAUCAUUAUCUGCUCAAAUACAAUUAGAAUCCGAUUCGUAUGGUUGGCAAUCAUUUCCAAUUGGUGAUAUAAUUCAACGUCAAUUGAAUUAUUUAACAUUAUCACAAAAAUCGGACUAUUUCGGAUUAACAUUUAAACCAACUGUAACAACAAAUACUCAACGACGAAAUAUAAUUGAAUUAGAAAAAUUUAGUGUUUAUACACCAUUUCUAAUUAUUUAUUCAAAUGAUACGAAAUUUACAAAUAUUUUUGAAGAAUUUAUACCAAAAAAUUUCGAACAAGAUAUUAAACCUUAUGAACAAUUUGAACAAGAAGUUAAUCAAAGAAAUAGAAUACGACGUUCAAAUGAAGAAAAACAAUCAACAUAUGAUUCAAAUCUAUUAUUACCAUCAUCGAAUUGGAAUGAUACAAAUAUAAUAUCAGAAUUAGAUUCAUGUUCUGUAAAACCAUUUGUUAUCGAUUUUUCUGAUUUGGGUUUUUCUUCGUGGAUGAUUGAACCGAAAAAUUUUAUGGCAAAUAUAUGUCUCGGUUCAUGUCAAACAAAAUUAAUGACAAAUCAUGCACUACUUCAAUAUUUUCUACAACGUUUAGGUAUUAGAAAUGAUAUAGAACUACCAAAAGCUGGUUGUGUACCUGAACGUUAUUCAUUUUUAAAUGUAUUUUAUAAAAGUUCAGACUAUAAUUAUAUUAUUCGUCGUUUACCUAAUAUGAUUGUCGACGCGUGUCAAUGUAGAUGA
Molecule: messenger RNA, 1164 nt
Organism: Adineta steineri
Lineage: Eukaryota; Metazoa; Rotifera; Eurotatoria; Adinetida; Adinetidae
Source: the annotation of a GenBank genome assembly